GCAGUGGUGCUAUGCAGCAUGGCCAUUGUCUUCUGUUUGUUUAUCCCGCCAGUUGCUCAUAUUGGCCUUGCAGCGGCGCGCGAGAGCAUGAGUAGACGAGAGGGUCCCCGCGCACGCGCUAUUAUUGUUUUGACUGAAAAUGCCGUCGGUUUCGAAAACGGCGGCGAGCGCUUCUGCUCAAACCGAGAAACCAACCCACUAUUCAUAUUUGAAGGAGUUCAGGACCGAGCAGUGCCCACUGUUUUUGCAGCACAAAUGCACACAGCAUCGACCCUUUACGUGUUUCCACUGGCAUUUUCUAAAUCAGCGAAGACGGAGACCCAUACGAAGAAGAGAGGGGACUUUUAAUUACAGCCCAGAUGUCUAUUGCACGAAGUAUGAUGAAACAACAGGAAUAUGUCCCGAUGGAGACGAUUGCCCUUAUUUACACCGGACCACUGGUGACACAGAGCGCAAGUACCAUUUACGUUACUACAAGACUGGCACCUGCAUCCAUGAGACAGAUGCUCGUGGACAUUGUGUGAAGAACGGCCUCCACUGCGCCUUCGCACAUGGACCGCACGACCUUCGGCCACCAGUUUAUGACAUAAGAGAGAUCCAGGCACAGGAAGCUCUGCAGAACGGCCAGUUGGGAUCUGGGGAGGGAAUUCCUGACCUGCAGCCGGGUGUGCUGGCCAGCCAGGCCAUGAUUGAGAAGACCCUGAAUGAGGACCCACGCUGGCAAGACACCAAUUUUGUUUUGGCCAACUAUAAAACCGAGCAGUGCACCAAGCCUCCACGUCUAUGCAGGCAGGGCUAUGCCUGUCCCCACUAUCACAACAGUAGAGAUAGGAGAAGAAAUCCCAGAAAGUUCAAAUACAGGUCGACGCCCUGCCCGAGUGUAAAGCAUGGCGAUGAAUGGGGCGAGCCCUCCAAGUGUGAGAGUGGGGACAGCUGCCAGUACUGCCACUCUCGCACCGAACAACAGUUCCACCCAGAGAUUUACAAAUCAACAAAAUGCAACGACAUGAGGCAAACUGGAUACUGUCCAAGGGGUCCAUUCUGUGCUUUUGCACAUGUGGAAAGAAUUCCUUCCACAGAGGAGACCAUGAGCACGUUGCUCACAGCAAUGCAGUCGGGUUCUCAGUCCAAGCUGGGCUCUCCACAGUAUCCAGAGUGUCCAGUCAGCGAGUGGAGCAGCAUCACCAGCAGCGACAGUAACAACGGCCAGACAGGAAGCGUAUCAUGCACUAAUAGUCCAACUGUAACACCAGGCUCAGGGAGCAACAGUUCUUUGUCCCCAAUUGGACCCAUCAGCAGGCCAAAAUGCUUAACUAUUGGUAGCUUUUGUUCAGAGUCCACCACGUCCAGUGUUUCCUCUCUGACGUCUAACUAUCCCAAAGCUCCAGGUUUUGAACGAGAGGAUCAGGCAAAGAACCAGAAGAGCCUGUCUGGGGAAAAUAAUCAAAAGUUAAUGGACCAAGACAAACAGGCUCAUGGCAAUGUGUUCUCAGUAGUGAACCCACUGGCGUCCAGCAUAACAUCAAGCAUCACGUCCAGUUUGGCCUCCAGUAUCGGAUCUGACAGUUCGUCACCCACCACUUUAUCAACCAUGAAUGCAAAAGCCACGCCUUUCUAUCCAGGCAGCAAUACUGUGGAGUCAGUAAUAGGAUCUGCACUUGACCUGAAUUUUAGCGACAUCAAUGUUGCCUCGCUUGACAAAGAGCUAGAGGACCAAGACAACAAUGGUCUCGGUUUAACAAGACAGAGGUUAUUAGGAGGCUCUGCUCCUGUCAAUAUUCCUGGCUCUCUGGCUCGGUCUUCCUCUCUGCAUUCUUCGUCAUCUCUCUCUGCCUCCCCGCUCAGCUCACUGUCUCAAUCUCUGUCCCAGUCUCUCCUCACUGGAAUGGCCUCCCAGCAGAGCCAGCCACAGGCACCACCUGUUAAAACCGAGCACGGCCUUCUAGGAACAACCACGUCUAUGCAGAACUCCUUAGGUCUGAAUGGCGGAACAGGGGGAAUAUGGGACUUUAUGAGUGGCAGCUUCUCUCCCAGUCCGUCUCCAGUGUUCAGCAGCCUUACUUCCAGCACGGUUGGCUCCAGCAGUGCAGACAUCAGCCGGCUCCUCCGAGAACUGGAGGAAGCCAAGCGCAAGAUAAAGCAAUGGGAGGAGGCCUGGCACCAAGUCAAGCAGGCCUGCGAAGCGUGGCAGAAAGAUGCUCACGAAGCGAAGGAGCAAGCUAAAUCGGCAGAGGCGGAGCGGCAGCUGGCGGAGCAGAAGCGGGAGGACACCGAGUGCAAGCUGAAGGAACUGCAGGGAGACUUUGACGUUUUGUGUCGCUCCCCCAACACGCCCCUCCUGCGCAGCUAUGGCAAGCUGGACCAGCUCCCCCUGCCAAAGCUCCGCUCCAUCCAGAGCCAGCUGCGCUCUGACCUAGACCUCAUUGACGGGGUAAUAUAUCAGCUUCAGUCAAAGAAAUGUAUAGUUUGCCAAAAGCAUGAUCGUUCCAUUGUCCUGCAGCCUUGCCAACAUUAUGUUCUUUGUCAGAACUGUGCGUCCGGUAAAAUGGAAUGUCCUUACUGUAAGAUGAAAAUAUUGAAGUGGUGAUGUACAGCUAUCCAAGGUACUAUUUAAUGAUUUAGCCCUUUGAAGAACUACUAAUACAUAUAAUAAUAAUUAUUAUUAUUAUGCUUACAAUUUCUAAAUAGCAUUUUUCUGUGUUUCAGUAUUUCAUAUAGUGAUUCAAUUGAUUAGUUUUAUUAGAAUCUAAUAAGUGGUGUUUGACUGAUACAAAUCAAGUACUUAAAUGCAAUACCUGUUUUGUACAAGCUAGAUUAUCCAUUUUCUUAAAGCAUUAAAAAAAAUUCCCCUUGGUUUUUGUUUUUGGCAUUUGGUUGGCCCUGAUUUGACUGUUAGCAACAAAAUCAUUGGCCUGACGCAAUUAUUGCUACUAGCUGUGUGAAGAGGAUUAAUUUCUUGUUAAAAGCACUUUGUUGACUUAGAAAUUUGUCUGAGGAUAUUUUUUUUUCUUUUAGAAAAUUUGCUUUAAGCUGCUUUGAAGGUUUUUCUUUUUCUUUUCUUAGAUUCACAUCUUUUCCCAAAUACGCUAACGUAUGAAGCUUUUGUGUGUACUGUGAAAAACAUAAUAGAAUAUUUCAUUUUUCUUAUUGUUAAAUCAUGGUAUAGUGUAUAUAUAUUGUUAGUUUUCAUAUAAAAUAGUACUAAAUAGUAGUUGUUAUUACUUUCAUUGUUACUUAAAUUUUUCAAUCAAAUAAGUGCAAACUUUGAAUGCGUUUUAGGCAUAACCAGCAGCUGUAAUAUCAGUAAGGCACAUACUGUAUGCUAAGGCAUUUAGUAAAUGGAUUUUUCCGUCUUAUAAUGACUAUUUAGAUAUACAUUAUGUACCGUAGUUGUUAGAGGAGCACAUGUGUUCUGAAGUCCUCAGCGACACAGGAUUUUUUAUUUAUUUUUUAUUUUUUCAGAUAUGUUAGAACAUAUAUCCGAUUCCUGGCCACUCCCUCUUAAGUGCCUUGCCUUAAAAACAGUUGAAGCAUCUGUGAAGAGUUUAGGAUUGUAGUAGAAAACCCAUAGCUUCUACAAAGUAUGUAUUUUUUCAGUAGUACCGUAUUAUCGGAGCAUUUAGCGGCCCAAUUCAGUACUAAAGUAUUUCCGAGAGACUUCACCCUGGUCGGUGCCUGAGCUCUGAGGUUCAGCUGAAGAAUCGAUCUUUUCCUUCAUUAACGAUGGUGCUUUUUGGGUGCAGCUUCAUUAUCCUUAGAAAUGUUGAAUCAUCCUUGAUUUAAAUGUGUAGGGAUAUUCAAAUCAGGAAAUGCGUGUGUUUCUUUGAUUGCAAAAACUAAACUGGCUUAGUACAUUUCUGUUUAUUGAAAUGUGUAGAAUUGUAGUGCUCUGUAGUGUUUACAGACCGAAAUCAUUGGUGUUUUUCGUAUCCAAAUUCGACAGUGUAAUGUGCUUAGGUAAUCUAAUUGAUAUGACCUGCUACUGUGUUAUCUAAAACUUUUUCUUUUUUUUUUUUCUUGUUCCUUUCGUAUUUACAGCAAUGAGUUUGUGCGGUAAAUUGUCAGGUACGCAAAGGUGCAAGUUCUUUUUGUCUUUCGAAAUCGGGAUAAACCGUUUAUUUUAAAAG
Messenger RNA from Carassius carassius (crucian carp), 4127 nucleotides. RefSeq names its product putative E3 ubiquitin-protein ligase UNKL. Bases 140 to 2587 code for a protein of 815 amino acids. Gene Ontology annotation, molecular function: metal ion binding. Lineage: Eukaryota; Metazoa; Chordata; Actinopteri; Cypriniformes; Cyprinidae. The transcript is spliced from 16 exons. The record is from RefSeq and is a predicted model, not a curated record.